Heterobasidion irregulare TC 32-1 is the source of this 3390-nucleotide messenger RNA. RefSeq lists its product as uncharacterized. The transcript has 3 exons. The record is from RefSeq and is a predicted model, not a curated record. Bases 1 to 3390 code for a protein of 1129 amino acids. NCBI's taxonomy places the organism in Eukaryota, Fungi, Basidiomycota, Agaricomycetes, Russulales, Bondarzewiaceae. Gene Ontology annotation, molecular function: protein binding.
AUGGCCGUGCUCUGCCCAGGCUGCGGUGCACUCCACUCCGAUGAGUCGUUUCUCUAUUCACGAUUGCUUCACGACCCCACUCACGCCAGCGUUGUCUAUCCUUAUAUCACCCCUUCAUCAUUCACAGGGGAAGAACUGCCAAAACCAUCUCAUUGUCCUGGUAGCAUAUGUUGCGACGCCACGAACACAACCUCAGAAUCCUAUGUUGGCUCUCCGCGCUCGGACUUGCGCGGGCAACCUAUUCUGCUGUUCCUAGAUUCGUUGGUCCGAAGAUGGGGCCAGGCCGUUGCACUCGUCAACGACGCGUUCUUUGUGUUUGGCGGAAAGACCGACCAAUACAACCAGUACUCGUACACCUCUGCUCCCUGGAACAAUGACCUCCUUUUCCUCUCCUUCUCCUCCUCCUUCGAUUCAACCUCACCCCCUUGGCAAUAUGUCAGCGGCUCGCAGAACUCCUCUACAUCGAAUGGGCCAUCCUUGGCCUGGCAUACCCUCUCUGCCGUUAACACUUCCUGCGCCCUUUUAUUUGGGGGGAACACGGGCCCCUUGUCGCAGCAAGUCCUACUAGACAAAUCGGACUCCGCUUUCUUCCUUGAUAUGUACGACCGGCUCGCUCCCAACUGGAUCGACGAGAGCGACUCGUGGGCUAACGAGCCCCAGCGGCGCAUGCGUCAUUCUGCAUCGUCGACGGGCGGCAAAAUCUGGAUCGUCGGGGGGGAGCGUGCAGACGGUUCCACGAAUGGGUUUUCUGACCACUACGUAUUCGACCCGAGCGUCCCCUCCUUUGCGCAGCUCCCCUCUGCCAACUCUCCCCCUGACAUCUACGGACACGCUUCCAUCGUCCUGCAGGACGGUCGACUGAUCGUUUUCGGAGGAUUCUCGCAAUCACAAGGCAGGCUCAUACCCUUUGACACCAUCUGGGCUUUAGACACCACGCAAUCGACCCUGGUAUGGACGACGAUCCAGGUGGAUACCUCUAACCUGCCCAACGCUCGGAUGGCGUUCGCGGCAGUCAUUUUAGACGACGGGCGCGUCCUCAUACACGGCGGGACAGAUUCCGGAUUUCAGGACAACUUAAGCGACGGGUGGAUCCUCGACACAUCGAAGAGUCCGAUGGUAUGGUCUGCAGUGAGCGCGCUAGCGGCGUUGGGCGGGAGAAGGGAUCAUUUCGCCAUUUGUGUCGGCAGUCAGGUGAUCUUUGGAUUUGGAUAUGGAUCCGCUGGGCCUGCCGACGCUAAUUUACAUGUCUUCGACGUCGACUCCGGGAACUUCUCAUCAUCCUUUACACCCAUGACGACCGGGCCCGCGCAUCAGACGCUGCCGACCCCCACCCCAACAAAUGGAGGUAGUUCCAGCCAAACCGGCACUGCCGGCUUACCAGGCCAUACUGGCUCAAGUACUUCGAACUCAUCCGGUACCAAGAUUCAUGGCUCCGCCAGCUCGACCGGUGCUGCAUCGUCGCCGAGCAACACUCAAAGUGGCAGCAAUGAUGGGAACGGCGGCGGUGAUGACUCUGGCCCCAACAGCUCCAAGAAUAAGAAGACAGCGGCCAUCGCUCUCGGGUCUAUUCUCGGAACGCUCGGAUUUGUCGUCGGCACUGCUGCUGCGAUAUACUACGUCCGUCGGCGGGCCCAUCAAAGGCCGGAGGACUUUUCUCCUCUCGGCAACGACGAGGACGACGAAGAGGUUCCCCAUGACAUUACCGCCAUCGCUAUGGUCGGCGGACACGAAAAAGGGCGCUCAGCAUUCCCUGUCUUCCUCGGAGCGGUGGGCUUGGGCCGGGUACACCAACCUGCUGCUCGGGAACGACGCGACAUGCUCGCGGACGAGGACAGGAGUUUCGGGUCCUCUCAAUGGCGGCAUGUGUCAAGGGAAGGUAGCGGGAGUAGCUGGAGCGGGACUGGGACCACGAGCAGACGGAGCAGUCAGGCAAGGACCUUCACGGAUGUCGUCACUGGGAGCUUAGCCUCUCUCCGUGCGAUCGGAAGACGCGGGACACGGUCGCGAGAGCCAACGCAGACCAGUCUCGAGUGGAACGAGAAGGAUCCGUUCUCAGAUGAGGUCGGGUUGAUGGCAGGAGGGUUUGCUGAGCAUGGUCUGCCGGAAAGACUUCGGGGUGGAUCUACCUCCAUGCCCGUGGGCAUGACAGGACCGUACACAAACCCCUUUGAGGACGCAGAGGUGCUGCACGAUGCUGGCUCGGACAGCGAUCUAGAGCAGGGUGAUCAUCACCGUCCCGCCUCUGGUGUUGCCUUGAAACUGCCCCACCCUUCGCUGCGCACCGCUCUACUCCCGAUUCCCGACUUUGUUCCGAUGUCGCCCCUCAUGGAGCAGGCGUCGCACAACAGCUUAUCCGGCUCCUCCUCUUCACACCUCUUAUCUUCUGGCUACGUUGAAAGCUCUCGGACCUCGCAGGAUCCGUCGCCGCGGUCGCCGCGGCCGACCUCCAUCAUCGACGCCAACGCGCCACCGAGUCUGCCGAUCCGCCGAUCCGAUUCGUGGUGGGCACGGUUCGCACGCACGCCGCUCAGACUCUCUGGUUCUGGGGACGCUGCGAGCGCAAACCAUCCAUCGCGCUCGUCGUUGUUGGAGUUCCGCGACCCGAAUCCGCCCCCGAGGCUGAUCACCAUCGAGGAAUCCCAGCACUCAAACUUGCCAGAUUCACCCGACUCAAAGUACGCCCACGAGGGAGCAAACUCGGCGGGUCAGGGCGAUGGUGGCGGUGGCGGUGGCGGUGACGGUGGAGGCGGCGUCUCGCGUCGCGCGUCGAGAGCGGCAGUGUAUGCUUCGUUGGGCCACGGAAAGUCGGUGUCGUCGCUGCAGACUGCGAACACAGAGACGCUAGAGCGCGCAGAAGGGACGAUGGCAAUCAUCCAGCGCGAUGGCACGAUGGACUCGCAGCUCACGACGAGUCCCAUCGCAGGCGACGACUUCGGCCAGGGGGAGCCCGUCGCGGGCCCGAGCACGCGUCGGCUCUUGUUCGUACGUCAGAUCUCACAGGCGGGUAGCGAGGGCUCCCGCGCUUCGAUACCAUUGACUCCGCCUGUGGACGAGGGUGUGCCUGUUGAUUCUGAUGCGCGCAAUCGGGACAGCGAGCGUUCGUCUACAUUCGAGCCGUCGUUGCCGGCGGUUGGACCUACUGGCCCGCGCUUGCCGCCACGACGACUAUCGAGUGCGGGCACGGGCACGGGUGCCGUCUCUGCACGGAUAAAGGCUUUCGAACGGAGGCUGUCGCACGACGCCGAGGGACCACCCCCGCCAACCAAUACAAGGAAGCGAGAAGAGAGAUCGGGUCCACGGCCUGUGGUACGAUACACGCUUGUGCCUAAACCAUCUCUCUUCGUCGCGAACCCGGAUCGGCGGGAUAAUGCCUCGUCCGACACGCUAUAG